AUGUCAAUUGCAAAUUAUACAUUGCCAUUAGCGGCUUCGGCUCCUCCGCCAUUUAUUGGUACACAAAAUUAUGGAACCGCACCACAAGCAUCAGCAAUCAAUUCUCUAUUAUACGACACUCCGAGAUUUACACAAACGAGACAAUCUUAUUUUCCUCCCUCGCCCAAUAGGAGACAACCAACGAAUUCUAGAAAAGUUAAAGACAAUAGAGAUCCGUAUAGAAAUCAAUAUCCUCAAAAACCAUUUUAUCAACCCGUUUCUAGCUCGACGACGACUCAAAAGAAAAAUGUUGACGAUUACGAUGAAUAUUUUAACGAGUCGAAUUACGAAUUCGAAGAAGACUCUUAUGAUAAAAAUUAUUCAGAAAGUGAACAACCUAACCAACAGAAAUAUUCUCAAGAAACUUCAACAACAAGUUCAAACAGCAAAACUAAAAGAAAACUUUCUACGAGUCAACAGCCACCCCCACAACCUACUCAAAGGCAAAAUCGAGAAUUGCCAAGUCAUCCGCCGACGUACAAAAGAAUAGCAAACACGUUUAACAGUGUUCCUGAACCAGGUGCAAAGACUUCUUUACACGCCGUUUUGGAUUUCGACGACGAUUUUGACGAUUAUAGCUACGAAGAUGAAGAUGUUGGACCGGUACCGCCAUCGUUACAAUGGACACCAAAACCCCAGGUCACACCUAUCGAGGGUCCAAUACUAAUUAAAAAUGGAAGCGUUCCAGUCGUUCCUUUAUAUUCCUAUCCAAUAAUCAAUAACGGCACUUUAGUUCAAAUUCCAAUACUAUGGACGGCUUUAUCAUUAGCAUUAGGCUUAGAAAUUCAUGGAGAAAUAAUAAGAGGAGUUCCAUGCAUAAAACGUUUUCACCAAUUAUUUUGUCCAACAGCUGGAAACACUUAUCCAAUAGAAAGAAUAGAACAGUUUAUAGAUGAUAACAAAGCGUUAAUGAAAAGAAUGUAUGGAGAAUUUCAAAUGUCUACGGAAUACGGUCCGCCAACUCAAGAAGUAUUCGAAAGUAAAAGAAAUGUUAAGAGGCAAACAAAAGAAUCAUCAAAUCAUCCUCCACCACCACCACCACCUUCUCCAGGAAGUUCCAGUUCAAAACCAGAAUCUUAUUUUGCACGACACAGAUCUUCGAGACAAAGUUUUAGAAGUGGCCAAAGUGAUAACGGAAGAGUAGAUGCUUGCGAAUCUAAAAUAGAAAUAGUAACGCCUUAUUGGGCGUCCAACAGUGCUGGAAAAAUAAGAGCCAUCGUUAAUACUCAACAUUUCGAACAAGCCAUACAUCAGGAAGUUUGUUCUAAAGUUCAAACGAAACGUUGCGUUGGUGAUUGUGGUUGCGAACAAAAAUACAAAUGGCAUCGUCUCCUCGCCUACGAUCCAGAUAAUGACUGUAAGGGAAUCUUUAUGGACUGGUUUUUAUUUCCAUCAUGUUGCGUUUGUCGUUGUGCGCCUAUUUUUAGAAAUUAA
Messenger RNA from Pediculus humanus corporis (human body louse), 1473 nucleotides. RefSeq lists its product as uncharacterized. Lineage: Eukaryota; Metazoa; Arthropoda; Insecta; Psocodea; Pediculidae. The record is from RefSeq and is a predicted model, not a curated record. Bases 1 to 1473 code for a protein of 490 amino acids. The transcript has 5 exons. Gene Ontology annotation, cellular component: extracellular region. Gene Ontology annotation, molecular function: Toll binding; growth factor activity. Gene Ontology annotation, biological process: central nervous system formation; regulation of Toll signaling pathway; innate immune response.